This is a messenger RNA of Solanum lycopersicum (tomato), 1784 nucleotides long. RefSeq names its product piriformospora indica-insensitive protein 2-like. Gene Ontology annotation, molecular function: protein binding. NCBI's taxonomy places the organism in Eukaryota, Viridiplantae, Streptophyta, Magnoliopsida, Solanales, Solanaceae. The record is from RefSeq and is a predicted model, not a curated record.
GGUAGCGCUGCUAUUAUAGUUCUUAAUUACCACUGUGCUUAUUACUCAUCUAUGCCUUUUUAGCCUCGAGCCACAUUUCUUAUUGUACUUGGCUGCAAGUUUUUGUAGAUCCUCUGUCUUUUGUUGUUAUUCUACAACUCUUUUUUUUUCUCACUCUGCUUUACUGCUGUAGCAAUAAAUAAAGCAAAAAAAAAAGGACAAAUUUAUAUGCUCUGUGCUCCAUUCUCUCCUUAUAUUUAUUAUACCAGUUUUUGAGAAUCCCAAAUUGAAUUAUUAAUUAUAAUUUUUUUUUAAUCAAAAUUUGCUACUGCGCUCUUGUGUUUGUUGUUUACCAAAAAAAAAUCACAUUAUGUUACUUCAGCUUGUUCUUGUUGGGGUAUAUAUUGUUAUGUACAAAGGUGUAGCAGAUGCUUCUAUAUCUCCAAUGGAGAAACAUGAAAAAGAGGCAUUGUACUCUGCUAUUCAAGGUUUUGUUGGAAAUGAGUGGAAUGGUUCAUUUCUUUAUCCCGAUCCUUGUGGCUGGACAACAAUUCAGGGAGUAUCAUGUGAUUUCUCCAAUGGCUUGUGGCACGUAACAGAUUUAACUAUUGGAGACCUAUAUGACAAUUCCCUUCGUUGCUCCCAAGCUGCAAAGUUCACAGAACACUUGUUUAAACUCAAGCAUCUAAAGAGACUUUUCUUCUCAAAUUGCUUCCUCUCAGAUCAGCACAAAUCAAUUCCCAUAUCAAAUUGGGAUAGUCUCGCGAACAGCCUUGAAUCGUUGGAGUUCCGAUCAAAUCCUGGUCUUAUCGGGACAAUUCCCACAAGUUUUGGCUACCUUAAGAAUCUUCAAUCUUUAGUACUACUGGAAAAUGAACUGAAAGGAGAAAUACCAGAAGCUUUGGGCAAUUUAACUAAGCUAAAGCGCCUCGUUUUGGCAGGCAACAAUUUUAUUGGUCCUAUUCCGACUAGUCUAGGAAGAUUGACAAAUCUUUUGAUACUUGACACAAGCAGGAAUUUUCUAUCUGGUGCAUUACCUGUGACUAUUGGUGAUUUAUCUUCGCUCAUAAAGCUCGACUUGAGCAACAAUCGAUUACAUGGAAAAUUGCCUCGAGAAAUUGGAGGACUAAAGAGUCUGACACUACUUGAUCUCAGCCACAAUAAUUUCUCUGAUGGUUUGCCACAGACAAUUCAAGAAAUGGAUUCCUUACAACAACUCGUGUUAUCUGACAAUCCGAUAGGCGAUUAUGUUACAAGAAUUCAAUGGAGGAAUAUGAAAAACUUGGAAAUGUUGGAUCUUUCAAACAUGGGAUUGAAAGGGAACAUACCAAAUUCCAUGACAGAAAUGAAGAAACUGAGAUUCCUCAGCCUCAGUAAUAACGUUCUUUCAGGAACUAUUCCAUCAAAAUUCGAGAAAAUAUCAACGAUUAAUGCUCUAUACUUGGAUGGAAAUGAUUUCACAGGGAAGCUUGAAUUUUCACAAAGGUUUUAUACAAAACUAAGGAGUCGUUUUCGAGCUUCAGGUAAUGUGAAACUCUGUUUGUCCCUCGAGUUAACGUCAACAAGUCAUGUUCCAGAAGGAGUAAAACAAUGUGAACAAGAUAACACAGUAGAUAGUAAAGAUUCAGAUUCCAAUUUAAAAUACGAUCAAAAUUCCCAGCAUAUUAUAGUUUCUUUGGGGCAUUCAGGACAUGUCGUUAGUCGUUUUACAUUUUGUUAUGUUGCAAGAAUAAUACUUAUGUCUCUUCCAUGGGUCGUAUUUUUAUAAAUAAAUUUCAUGUCUCAUUUAACGAGAUCGAAUUUGU